ACAAAUUUCAAAUUUCACUAAUUAGCCCAACUGGGAAGACUUCUCAUUACUGAAAAGAAUCUAUAAAUUGAAGUUAACUUAAACUAUCUCCUGCAGCCCUGGGACCCCCUGCCACUGCCAGCCCCUGCCUGCUGCUCCACAUCCUGAUACCAAAGGGCAGCAGGACGAGGUCAUUAGUGGGUAAUUAAUUACAAGGGCAGUGCCUGAUGUCAGCCCUCUGCUCUGACAGCCAGUGCCACAGCAAAGACAGAAAUCCAGCGAGUGUUCCACUCUGGGACAGCACUUGCACCAGAAGCAACACUGAAGGAGUGGCCAGGAGACAGAAUCUUUAAAAAAAGCGAAAGAAUUAUUUUAAAAGAGGAAGUUUUCAGAAGAUAAGUAACUGUUCCAGGCACACGAAACCAAACACAUCCCUCCCUCACUGACACACACUCAGAGACUCUGCAGAGGAGACCAGAGCACAGCAACCCACAGAGGAAAACAGAAGCAGAAGCUCCUAGUGCAUCAUCUGGAAUCUGCAGCUGUCACUGGCUAAGAAAGCAGUUUGGAGCCAGGACAAGGGAGAAGAGAUACCACAAUGCAAAUGAAAGCCACAACCCAGUUCAGCUCCUCCAGGAAUGACAGCAACUGCACCAGCGACAGCAGGAUCAGCCAAGUCAUCUUCCCUUUACUCUACACAUUUCUGUUCCUGGUGGGGAUCCCCAUGAAUGGCCUGGCAAUGUGGGUCUUCUUUAAAGUACCCAGUAAAUCCAAUUUCAUUAUCUUCCUCAAGAACACUGUGAUUUCUGACUUCCUCAUGAUCCUGACUUUUCCAUUUAAAAUCCUCAGCGAUGCCAAGCUGGUGUCCUGGGUCCUGCGAGGGUUUGUGUGCCAGGUCACGCAGGUGGUGUUUUACUUCACCAUGUACAUCAGCAUCCUGUUCCUUGGUCUGAUAACGAUUGAUCGCUACCAGAAAGCCACCUCACCUUUCAGAACCACCACUCCACGGAGCCUCCUGGCUGCCAAGGUCCUGUCCACAGCAAUCUGGCUGUCCAUGUUCGCUCUCUCGCUACCCAACAUGAUUCUAAAUAAUAAGAAGAAAACACCCAAGAACGUAAGGAAGUGUGCUCUCCUGAAAUCGGACUUUGGCUUAGUCUGGCAUGAAAUUGUAAAUUACAUUUGUCAGCUCAUCUUCUGGGUUAACUUAGCAGUCAUAGUGGUGUGUUACAUCCUGAUCAGCAAGGAACUGUACAAAUCCUACAAAAGGACUCGAUGCACAGGGAAGGCAUCUAAAAAGACUGUCAAUCUCAAGGUUUUCAUAAUAAUUGCUGUGUUCUUUAUUUGCUUUGUGCCAUUCCACUUUACCAGAAUCCCCUACACCUUGAGCCAAACGAGAGAUGUGUUUGACUGCUCCGCUCGGAACGCUCUGUUCUACCUGAAGGAGACCACGCUGUGGCUGACGUCCCUCAAUGCCUGCCUGGAUCCCUUCAUUUACUUUUUCCUGUGCAAGUCCUUCAGGAAAUCCUUGCUGGACAUGCUGUGCAAGCACAGGGCAGGGUCAGGGGCACAGACAAAGGGGGAUGACUCUGACGAGACCCCGCUCUAGAUCCCAGGGCUCCUCUCACCUUCCUGGCCACACACCUUCACUGAGGGUGGCAGGAGCACAGAGCCACGAGGAGCAUCCAGAACUUCACUGACUUCUUCAGAAACAGCCCUGCAGAUGAAGCACGAGCACCCUGGAACCACCACCACUGCCUGCGAAAAGAAAAAGCUUAAAUAAAUACCAGAGGAGUCCCCCCAACCUCCACCCUUCCAAAACCAGAGCUCCCCAGCCUCCACUGAUGGCUGUCAGAACUGAUGGGAAGAAGUCAGAACUGAAAGGUGGAACUGUGAGGAAAAACUUAAAACAGAAUCAUGAAAUGCUACAGAUGAUACCAUGAACUGUAAAGAUGUUGCAGAAAUAGCUAAAUUUGGGCCAGAGUAAAGUUCAUGACAACACAAGACCUGAGAAAUGCAGAUAAAAUGCACAGUAGAUGUCAUUUGUUGUCACCUUGUAUGCAACUGGCAGACAAACAGAAACAUAGAGAGAGCCAUUUGGGCAGAUUUUUGGUAACAGAAUAACACUUUUCUAAUCUCAUUCUAUGCUUGCAGUUCCUAAUCCAUUGACCAAUAAUUAAUAGCUGUAUUUCAGACGAAAUUAUUUCUUAAUCAGGCUUAUCUUGAUAUUAAUUAAAUCCCCAAAUCCUUCCCCUUACUACUUAAAUAAACAAAAGUGUAUGUUUUCACAGAGAACAUUAUAUUAGAAAACAUACAAACA
Messenger RNA from Agelaius phoeniceus (red-winged blackbird), 2296 nucleotides. RefSeq names its product purinergic receptor P2Y12 (gene P2RY12). Gene Ontology annotation, cellular component: membrane. Lineage: Eukaryota; Metazoa; Chordata; Aves; Passeriformes; Icteridae. Gene Ontology annotation, molecular function: G protein-coupled purinergic nucleotide receptor activity. Gene Ontology annotation, biological process: blood coagulation; G protein-coupled receptor signaling pathway. The record is from RefSeq and is a predicted model, not a curated record.